Molecule: messenger RNA, 1495 nt
Organism: Frieseomelitta varia
Lineage: Eukaryota; Metazoa; Arthropoda; Insecta; Hymenoptera; Apidae
Gene: Pbp49
Product: snRNA-activating protein complex subunit 3
Exons: 5
Coding region: 277-1443 (388 amino acids)
Biological process (GO): snRNA transcription by RNA polymerase III; snRNA transcription by RNA polymerase II
Cellular component (GO): snRNA-activating protein complex
Molecular function (GO): bent DNA binding; core promoter sequence-specific DNA binding; RNA polymerase III type 3 promoter sequence-specific DNA binding
Source: RefSeq, a predicted model, not a curated record
AUUGCGCUCAUGCUUUUCUUCUUCCUGAAAAUAAAAUUUGAAAAUAAAAUCAAUUGCUAUGAAAGAGUCAUCUUUCAUUGCACGAAUCAAUACUAUUCUAACCUUAUUCAAUGUUCUUUUCAAAUGUAAAAAUUAUUGAUGGUCUUUGAUUCGUUGAAAAGCAGUACUUGGGGAAACAUGAUAUAAUAUAAACAAUUAAAGAACUUUGUGAAAUUAUUCGGAUCAUUUUAUAUAUUGAAACAGCUUCAGUGUAUAUUCGUUUAAUUGAUCAAUACGAUGGAUGAUGUGUAUAAACUUUAUAAUAAAAAUGCUUCAGCAAAAGUGUCCAUUAAAGAAUAUUUUGACAACUAUCGAAGUUUAAUAGACGACUGUUUUAUACCUAUGAAAAAAGAUGAAAAUAAUUUGAUGUCAAUAAUGGGUGUAGAACUCGGUGCAGAAGAAAUAUCUAUGUUGACCGAAUAUUGCAGUGUUGAUAAUUUAACAGUAGAGGGAGAAGUUCCAAAACUAAUCAAUAAUAGAAGAACAAGGCAAAAAGAAGUAUUCGAUGCUCAAGAACCGCCAGAUGUAGAUUUAAAAACCAUUCAAAAUUUAAAGCAACGAUUGAAACCAGACUCCAAACGCCUUGUUUACAAAUAUCUAAGUGAAUUAUUUAUAAAUUAUAAGCAAAAAGAAAGAACAAACGAAAUACUUGCUGUUCCCGGUCAUGAUAUUCUUAUAUUUGUUAGAAUUUAUCAUCCUUUUAUACACCGUGGGAAAACUGCACCUAAAAGUGAAUGUUGUACAUUAUUACGAUUGCAUAAUAUUAUAGCAGUACUUGGCUCUCAAACACUUGCUCAUUUAAGGGAUAAAAUAUUAUGUGUUGCUGAUUACAGUAUUUCUAAAGAAUGUAGUAAUAAUCUGGACAAUGCAAUAGGACCUAUGGCAAAGGAUGUUUAUAAAUCUGGCUUUUUCUUUAUCGAAGAUACUUUCUAUAAUGAUAUGAGAUGUUCGACAAAUGUUGACUACAGUAAAGUAAUUAUUGAUUGGGCACAAAGAAGACCAAAAUUAGGUCCUUUCAAAACUGCCAUAAUGGAAGAUUGUAGACUGGAUUCAUUAUGUUUGAGAUUUGGAUUUCCAUGGGUGUACAAACACCAAGGUGGUUGUGAACACUUAAUUGUGUUCAGCGACGCUAGGUUUAUUAAUUGUGACGAUGAAUUAGUAAUAUCUGUCUAUCCAAGAAUAGUUAGAUUACGACCUAUGUCUUCCAAACUUUGUAUGGUUUGUGGUGUGUAUGUUGUUCAAUGGAUUACAAUGGAUCAUGAAAGAAUACCACAUAAUCCUUGUUAUUUCUGUGAUGAUUGUUUUAAAUCCUAUAACUAUAUUGAUAAUAAAAAGGUCGGCAAAUUUAAAGCGUAUGCGUAUCCACGAAAUAUUGAAGCUGUGAAAGGAAAGAUAGAUAUAUGAAUGUACCGAACUCCAUCCUUUUUUGUAUCAAAAAAUAAAUUAUUUUAUUGAA